Glycine soja is the source of this 2726-nucleotide messenger RNA. Its product is annotated as TOM1-like protein 9. Gene Ontology annotation, molecular function: ubiquitin binding; phosphatidylinositol binding. The coding region runs from base 559 to 2487 and encodes 642 amino acids. Lineage: Eukaryota; Viridiplantae; Streptophyta; Magnoliopsida; Fabales; Fabaceae. The record is from RefSeq and is a predicted model, not a curated record. The transcript is spliced from 10 exons. Gene Ontology annotation, biological process: protein transport to vacuole involved in ubiquitin-dependent protein catabolic process via the multivesicular body sorting pathway.
UAUGUAUAUUCGUGCUCAGAUCAAUUCCGCUCUUGAUGGCGAGUGGCUUCAAGAAGGUUGGACAUGGCAGAGCACCAUGAAGGUGGUGCAGUGCCUGUAAAGACUCUAAUGCUCGAAUUAAAGAGUGAUUCUGGCUGAGUAACAAUAUAUAUUGAAUCUAAGAUCUUACUAGUAAAGGGGAGGAGUCACAUAUUUAUAGGUGAAGAUGGUGGGUUUCGGAUGCGUUAUAGUUACCAAAUCCAGUGGGUUGGGGGUGAUAGACAGCCAUAUUUCGGCGAUAAAGAUGGGGGACUAAUGUUGUCCUAGUUAAGAUCAACGAUCAGGGGCCAUCUAGAGGUUCUUAUAUGACAAGGCGUAACUCAUGUUGUUGCGUGGGCAAUACCUCAUAAAUGCAAUCUGUACCUUCCUGCGUACCAUGUGCUGGAAUGAAUCCUCUAGAUGAUCCGUAGUGAGAUGUUUGCUUGAGCCAACUAGAGGUCGGGUUUCCAGGUUCCUUCUGUCUUAACUGAGGCAUUGUAUCUCGAUUGUCGGGGACAUCUGCGUGGGGCCCACCGAUUUAUGCUUAUCUGGGAUGGGCUGGAACAUAUGCAAGCAAAGGAUGUUGUUAAAGGUAUAAAGAAGCGGAUUGGAAGUAAAGUUCCUAGAGUUCAAAUUCUUGCACUGACGCUGCUGGAGACAAUCAUAAAGAAUUGUGGGGACAUUGUCCACAUGCAUGUUGCUGAGAGAGAUGUUCUUCAUGAGAUGGUGAAAAUAGUAAAGAAGAAGCCUGAUUAUCAUGUCAGAGAGAAGAUAUUGAUUCUUAUAGAUACUUGGCAAGAAGCUUUUGGAGGGUCAAGGGCAAGAUAUCCACAGUAUUAUGCAGCAUACCAGGAGCUUUUGCAUGCUGGCACAGCAUUCCCUCAGAGGUAUGAGCAAUCUACACCUGUAUUUACACCGCUACAAACACAGCCAUUGUCAUCAUACCCUCAAAAUAUACGAGACACUGUUGCUCGGCAAGACACAGCUGAGUCCUCAGUGGAGUCUGAGUUUCCAGCCCUAAGUUUGUCCGAAAUUCAGAAUGCACGUGGUAUUAUGGAUGUUCUUGCAGAAAUGCUCAAUGCAUUAGACCCUGGUAACAAAGAAGGGCUUCAGCAGGAAGUUAUUGUUGAUUUAGUGGAGCAAUGUCGAACAUACAAGCAGAGAGUGGUGCACCUUGUUAAUUCAACUUCGGAUGAGUCACUGCUUUGCCAAGGCCUAGCUCUGAAUGAUGAUCUGCAGCGUGUCCUGGCCAAGCAUGAAUCCAUUGCUUCAGGAACUUCUGCUCAAAAUCAUACUGAGAAACCGAAGCCUGUUCCUACUGGAGCACUUGUAGAUGUUGAUGGUCCUUUGGUUGAUAUUGGAGACACAAGUAAACAAACAGAUGUGAGAUCGUCUUCUAGUGCUGAAGCUGGGUCGCAAACAUUAAAUCAGCUAAUGCUUCCUGCCCCCCCAACAUCAAAUGGAUCAGCCCCCCCUGCAAAGGUUGAUCCCAAAGUGGACCUACUCAGUGGUGACGACUAUAACUCACCAAAAGCAGAGACUUCACUUGCUCUUGUUCCUCUUGGAGAACAGCAGCCAGCCAGCCCUAUGUCUCAACAGAAUGCCCUUGUUCUUUUUGAUAUGUUUUCUAAUGGAAGCAAUGCACCUAUUUCUGUUAAUACCCAGCCAAUUAAUAUUGUUGGCCAAACCAGUCCGUUAGCUCCUCAAUUUCAACAACAGACUUUCAUAUCUCAAGGGGUGUUUUACCCCAACGGAAGUGUGCCAAAUGUGGGGUCACCUCGGUAUGAGCAAUCACCUUUUGCGCAGAGCACAGGUCCUUCCUGGAAUGGCCAGGUUGCGCAACAGCAACAGCCUCUUUCACCAGUUUAUGGUACAGCAAGUGGUGGAUCAUUUCCGCCACCACCCUGGGAAGCACAAUCUACAGACAAUGAUAGUCCAGUAGCAGGCAGUCAAUACCCACAACCACUGCAAGUCACUCAAAUGGUUAUGACGCGUUUACAAAGCGGUGCACAUCCUCAGGGACCUCAAGCAAUGGGGCAUGACCAAGCUGUUGGAAUGUAUAUGCAGCCAAAUGCUGUCCAUAUGUCAACCAUCAAUAACCAUGUUCAAAGCAAUCAAUUAGGCUUGUACCCGCAAAAUAUUCAGGGUGUUGCUGGUUCCUAUAUGGAUAUGGUUUCACAUCAAAUGCAUAAUAGUCCUGUGGCUUCCAUGUAUCCUCAACAGAUGUAUGGCAACCAAUUCGGAGGAUAUGGCUAUGGUCAGCAACCAAGGGUUCAGUAUGUUGAGCAGCAAAUGUAUGGUUUAUCUGUCAGAGAUGAUGGUGCUCUGAGAAAUUCUAACCAGGUUUCUUCUACAUCCUAUGUGCCACCGGGGAAGCCUUCCAAGCCAGAAGAUGAGUUAUUUGGGGACCUUGUUAACAUGGCAAAAGUGAAACCAAAAUUUACUCCUGAUCCAACUGGUAGCAUGUAAAACUGUGAUUGGGUUUGCAUUUUUCACCUGUUUGCUAAAUCUUUUCCUCUUUUUUCUUCAUUCUUUUCAUUUUAGUUUUACAUAUAUUAAAAUAUAAUAAUAUAUGUACAUUAUUUAUUGUUAUUGCUCCAUAUAGUGUUGCUUGUUUGGCAAUUGACAAUAAAUUAUGUACAUUUUUCUAGAGAAAAUACUGAACAUAGGGAGAAAAAUAGAGAGAACAUCCUAUGGGUUGAACUGAA